Molecule: messenger RNA, 457 nt
Organism: Sorex fumeus (smoky shrew)
Lineage: Eukaryota; Metazoa; Chordata; Mammalia; Eulipotyphla; Soricidae
Product: cytochrome c oxidase subunit 7B, mitochondrial
Exons: 3
Coding region: 90-332 (80 amino acids)
Biological process (GO): mitochondrial electron transport, cytochrome c to oxygen
Source: RefSeq, a predicted model, not a curated record
CAGGAAGCCAUUUUGUUUUUCAGGGUUCUUUGCAAGGAUACUGGGUUGCAACUACUGUUCCUGUUGUCUUGCCUGUCUUCAGCUUCACGAUGUUUCCUCUGGGCAAAAACGUACUGAGUCGUCUCCGAGUUCAAAGUAUUCAGCAGGCAGUGGCAAGGCAGAGCCACCAGAAACGAACUCCUGAUUUCCAUGAUAAGUAUGGUAAUGCUGUAUUAGCUAGUGGAGCUGCUUUUUGUAUUGCUGUAUGGACUUAUACAGCAACACAAAUUGGAGUAGAAUGGAACCUGUCUCCAGUUGGCAGAGUCACCCCAAAGGAAUGGAGAGAUCAGUAAUCAUCUCGACUGGUGUAAUAAUGAGUUGUCUCAACAUCAAGUCAUAAUUUAUGCCAAAUAAAAGCACUGUGUACCCAUUAAAUAUACGAUGUGAUUGAAAACAAUAAAGUAAUUUGAGACUCUCA